GAACCACAGCUUUCGAUCUGUUCAGCUGAGGGAGAAACUAAGGAACGUUCAGGCUGGGUUGGAAGCGGCUGCGGCUGUGUGACGAGUUUGCUUCCGGCAACACAGCCGAAAGGCAUCAGAACACGAGAGAAACCAACAGACGCCCAAACGUUUAUACGAUUAUAAUUCCAAUGGCGAAAGUACCGCGAAACUUCCGGCUGCUCGAGGAACUCGAGAAGGGAGAGAAGGGGAUCGGUGAUGGAUCGUGCUCCUAUGGACUUGAAGACGGAGACGAUAUCUCCAUGACACACUGGAAUGGGACGAUCAUAGGUCCAGGACAUACGGUGCACGAGAACAGAAUUUACUCCCUAAAGAUUACCUGUGGGCCCCAAUACCCCGAUCGCCCUCCGGAUGUUUCCUUCUAUUCCCGCGUCAACCUCCCGUUUGUGAAUCAACAGAAUGGAAAAGUGGACCCAUCCAAGUUGGGCGCUCUUUCAAAUUGGACAAGAAACAGCACAAUGGAGAGCUUGCUAAUUGAUGUCAGAAGGGAGAUGGCUUCCCCGGCCAAUCGGAAAGCCCCCCAACCGCCGGAAGGCUCCACUUUCUGA
This is a messenger RNA of Cantharellus anzutake, 587 nucleotides long. RefSeq names its product UBC-like protein. The record is from RefSeq and is a predicted model, not a curated record. Bases 171 to 587 code for a protein of 138 amino acids. Gene Ontology annotation, biological process: protein K63-linked ubiquitination; DNA damage tolerance. Gene Ontology annotation, cellular component: nucleus. NCBI's taxonomy places the organism in Eukaryota, Fungi, Basidiomycota, Agaricomycetes, Cantharellales, Hydnaceae. The transcript is spliced from 4 exons.